Messenger RNA from Choloepus didactylus (southern two-toed sloth), 1329 nucleotides. Its product is annotated as rab GDP dissociation inhibitor beta-like. The record is from RefSeq and is a predicted model, not a curated record. Lineage: Eukaryota; Metazoa; Chordata; Mammalia; Pilosa; Megalonychidae. Gene Ontology annotation, biological process: small GTPase-mediated signal transduction; protein transport; vesicle-mediated transport. Gene Ontology annotation, cellular component: cytoplasm. Gene Ontology annotation, molecular function: Rab GDP-dissociation inhibitor activity.
UCCACCGCCGUAAAUGAGGAGUACAACGGGAUUGCGCUGGGCACCGGCCUGACAGAACGUAGCCCAUCCGGCAUAAAGUCAGUGAACAGAAAGAAAGUUCUUCACAUGGAUCAAAACCCGUUUUACAGAGGAGAAAGUGCCUCUAUAACACCACUGGAAGAUUUAUACAAAAGAUUUAAAAUACCAGGAGCACCACCAGCAUCAGUGGGGAGAGGAAGAGACUGGAAUGUUGACUUAAUUCACAAGUUCCUUAUGGCUAACGGUCAGCUGGUUAUUAGGAUGGUCCUUCGUUACAUGGAUUUCAAAGUGACUGAAGGGAGUUUUGUCUAUAAAGGAGGAAAAAUCUAUAAGGUUCCUUCCACUGACCUAGAAGCCCUGGCAUCUAGUUUAAUGGGGCUAUUUGAAAAACAUCACUUCAGAAAAUUCCUAGUGUAGGUUGACAACUUGGAAGAGAAAGAUCCUGGAACUUUUGAAGGUGUUGACCCUAAGAAGACCACAAUGUGGGAUGUGUAUAAGAAGUUUGACUUGGGCCAAGAUGUUAUAGAUUUUACUGGUCAUGCUCUUGCACUUUACAAAACUGAUGACUAUUUAGAUCAACCAUGUUGUGAAACCAUUAAAAGGAUUAAACUUUACAGUGAGUCUUUGGCAACAUAUGGCAAAAGCCCCUACCUUUACCCACAGUAUGGCCUUGGAGAAGUGCCACAAGGAUUUGCAAGGCCCAGUGCUAUUUGUGGAGGUAGCUACAUGCUGAAUAAACCAAUUGAAGAAAUCGUUGUGGAGAAUGGAAGAGUGGUUGGUGUAAAAUCUGAAGAAGUUGCUUGCUGUAAGCAGCUCAUCUGUGAUCCUAGUUAUGUAAAAGAUCGAGUACAAAAAGUGGGCCAGGUGAUCAGAGUUACAGGCAGCCUAAGCCACCCAGUCAAGAACACGAAUGAUACCAAUUCAUGCCACAUCAUUAUUCCCCAGAAGCAAGUCAGUCGGAAGUCAGAUAUCUACGUGUGCAUGAUUUCUUUUGCACACAAUGUGGCAGCACAAGGGAAGUAUAUUGCCUUGGUUAGCACAACUGUGGAAACCAAAGAACCUGAGAAAGAAAUCAGGCCAGCUUUGGAGCUCUUGGAACCAAUUGAACAGAAAUUUGUUAGCAUCAAUGAUCUCCUUGUACCAAAAGAUUUGGGAACAGACCAGAUCUUUAUUUCCCAUGCUUGUGAUGCUACAACUCACUUUGAGACAACCUGUGAUGACAUUCAAGACAUUUACAACAGGAUGACAGGAUCAGAGUUUGACUUUGAAGAAAUAAAGCGCAAGAAAAAUGACAUCAAUGGGGAAGACUAA